Cryptomeria japonica (Japanese cedar) is the source of this 6403-nucleotide messenger RNA. Its product is annotated as phosphatidate phosphatase PAH2. Lineage: Eukaryota; Viridiplantae; Streptophyta; Pinopsida; Cupressales; Cupressaceae. Gene Ontology annotation, molecular function: phosphatidate phosphatase activity. The record is from RefSeq and is a predicted model, not a curated record. Bases 794 to 5701 code for a protein of 1635 amino acids. The transcript is spliced from 11 exons.
AACUCCCAAAACCACCACGUCAUCACGAAAGCGACGGGACACGAUGUCAUCCCUCACCUGCGGAACCAAAUUGCGAUCACAGAACCUGGAGAUUCCGAAUAUACUCACUCGCAUCGGAACUACUUGACGGUGAUUAUAAACCCGAACUUUCGACAAAUCCAACGACGCCGGUUCUCACAGGAAGUGUGGCAAGGAUCUUAUGUUCCCUGCUCUUAUUGAGCGUUCUGUGACGGCUAAUUUUGAUGAUAGAGGAGUUUGAGUGGACUGGAUCUCUCUUGCGGUUUGGUUUAUUUGCUCCCCAAAUCUCCUGCUCCAAUUCAGACUGUUUUUGGGUUUCAUAAGCUUUGUUAGAGAAAGGGGUAAAGAAGUUGAAUCUCUUUUUGCUUGCGGAUUUGUGGAUUUAAAGAGCAUUCUGACACACCAUUGGAGAAAAACUAAGUUUUUUUUCGGGUGGUCAAAGUCUGGAAUUUGAUGGCAGCAUAAUUUCUGCAAAGUUUCCGCCGUACAUACUAUUUAGGCUCCAAAAGAUAACAUUUUCUUGUUUGAUUUAAGGGAGACUGGACAGAGCAGCGGGAUCUCAUGACAUCUGAUGUUUUGUUUCUUAUUUAACGGUGUGCAAUUGUGGUGAAUUUUUCUGGAUACAGUUUUGGUAAACUUAGUACUAAAUUCUGUUGGCUUGCCAGACACGGGUUUGAGACAUUUUUUAUUAAAUAUUUUUUCGGAGAGAGGGAAUUGGUUUUAGCCGGUUGUGAUGAUCUUUUGGGAGCUCAGGGAUUAAUGUGAAGGAAAAACAAUGUAUGCGGUUGGGAGGCUGAGCAAUUACAUUUCACAGGGCGUUUACACUGUUGCCGCCCCCUUCCAUCCUUUUGGGGGUGCUGUGGACAUAAUUGUUGUGCAGCAGGAGGAUGGAACAUUCAAAUGCUCGCCUUGGUAUGUUAAGUUUGGUAAAUUUCAAGGGGUUCUGAAGCGCCGUGAGAAGAUUGUGUCUGUGGCAGUCAAUGGGGAACAAGCUGAUUUCCACAUGUAUUUGGAUAAUAAGGGGGAAGCAUUUUUCUGGAAAGAGGUGGAGUCUGAUGAAGAAGAAAAUUCCAUCUUUUCUCCUCCCAGUGCUCAAUCUUCUAGCGAUGAAGUGGCUAUGGACCAGCAGUCCAGUGGAAGAAGAGUCAGCUUUAAGGAGGAUGAUUCAAAGGAUGAAGAAAAACCUUCAGGUGAUGUCUUGACAAAUUCUCCUCCUUCAGAUAGUAUUAUGGUAUGUGAAAGCAAGGAAGAAACUUUGAGUUCAUUUUACAAUCAGACCCCUGAUUCAGAUGGAAAACAGAUAGAAAGUGAGCCACCGGAUAGCAAUGUCUCAAAAUCCACUUCUUCGAUUGCAAAGAAUGGUGUGAAAAACAGUGCAGUUCUUUCAAAGUCACCUUCUAGGAGGAAAUCAAUAUUCAACUUUGUCUUCAGAAGGUCUAAGAGGUUAUCUGAAUCACAAAUUAUGUCAGAUACUGAUCAAAGUGACGGGCAGUAUGAGGGAACAGAUAUUAUCAGAAGAAGUUCACUAGAGCGGGCAGAGAUAGUAGCCAACCUUUUGGAUUCCAAAUGGGCCACAGGUGAUAAACCCAACAAGGAAGAGACUACGGGUGAAAAAUCAAUGGAAAUGAAUCUCUUUUCUACUUCAUCUGGUGAUAGUCCUGACAAGAAAGGGACUAUGAGCAAUAAAUUAAUGGAAAUGGAUUCCUUUUCUGCCUUAUCUGGUGAUAGUACAAUCAAGGAAGGGACUUUGGGUGAGAGAUCGAUUAGAGUGAAUCUCUUUUCUGCUUCAUCUGAUGAUUGUGCUGACAAGGAAGAGACUCUGGAUGAGAAAUCGGUGGCUAUUAAUUCUAUCUCUAAUUCAUCUGCUAAUGAUGCACAGCCUCUUGAGCAAACCAUGGAAAAGACGAAUUCAGGUGUUGCCCGUUCAUCUGGUAGCACUACAAACAAUGAAGAGACUGUGGGUGUGAAAUCAAUGGAAAUUAAUUCAUUUUCUAAUUGGCCUGGUUAUAGUGUUGACAAGGAAGAGAUUUUGGAUGAGAGACCAGUGGGAAUGAAUCCUAUCUAUAGUUCUUCUGCUGAUGAUGCACAGCCUCUUGAGCAAACCAAGGAAAUGACUAUUUCCAAUGAUUCUUGUUCAUCCUUUUCUUCUACUAAGGAUUCCGGGGACAGUAUUACAAAGUACAAUGAUUCAAGGAAUCCAGGUGAAUCAACAUGGGAGGAUUCUUCACAAGUAAUAUGCAACCGUGAUAUUGGACUGACAGCUGAGAAUGAUGCAUGUGGUAAUGGAAUGCUAGAACAUUCUAUUCAGCAUGAUGAUUCAGAGACAUAUCAUUUCUCUUCAGAGACUGAUAUAUUCUCAAUGGAAGGAACCUUAAGUGAGUUUAAUAAACUUGGGCAACAAACUUCUGGAAUUGAUGUUGCUCAGCUUUACCAGAACUCUGAUUUAGAUAUCCCUAAUCCAGUAAACCCAUCCAAUGUCAUUGCAGAUGUGGAAAGCUGUUUGGGCACAUUUGGUGAGUUCAGUGAACAAACUUUUGCAAAGGAUGUUGUUUCCCAGAGUGGGAAUUCUUCAUGUGAUCAAGAACAGUUUAGUUCUCCACAACUAAAGACUCUUAAUUCAGUAGAAUUAAGCAGCAGUAGCAUAGAUGUGGUCUUAACAUGCAUAAAGGACAGUCAGGAUGCAAUAACAGUACAUAUUUCUACACUGGACCUGGCCUCUGAGGUUUCCCAUUCAAGCUGCCACAUACAAGAUGUUUCUCCUAAUCUAGAAUCGAAUGUAAAAUCUGAGAUAAUUAUUAACACGCAGCAGGUGGUGGAUGACACACAUGUGGAGUCUACUGAAUACGGUUCUGAUAAGCAAGAACAGAUGGAACACAAAGAACACCAAGAGGAAGAUAUGCAACAAGUCAUCACUCUAGUCAAGCCAGACAAUCCGUCUAGUGACUGUAACACAUCCAUGUCAUUGUCAGAUAUUCAGCCUGGGAGUUGUUAUUUAAGUGGAAGUCUAUUGGAGUCAGCAGAUGGUUCAGACUCAUAUGCAGAAACAGGUAAGGUAACAAUGAGUUUACAACAGGUACCAGAUGCUGUAAUUGAACCUACCAUAGGCAGGGGAGAUGAUGAAGGAGAACAAAACAAUUGCAGGAUAAAAUCAGAGAAUCUAGCUGUCAUUUGUGGUAUCCCUCAAAAGGAGUUAGAUAUAUCUCUUUGUGAUUGUGAUGCUGCCAGAGAAAAUGGAACGCAUGAUCAGAAAAUGGUACCUGACAAAGCAUCUAGUGUACUUAGCUGUCAAUUAUAUCUGGUUGGUGAUCCAGAUACAUGUACAGAAACUAAUGAUGAGGGACAACAGACUUUACAACAGAUCCUAGAUAUUGCAGUUAAACCCGUGAUGGAGGGUAGAAAUGAUGAAACAGAAAAAAAUGUGAGCAGUGCAAAAACAGAUGAGGAAGCCACCAUUCCUGUUAUGCCUCCUUCAAAAGAGUUGGUUGGAUCUUUUUGUGAUUUUGACACCCCCAGAGAAAACAGAGCUGAUGAGAAUUUGGUAUCUGAAGAAGCCUUCAGCUGCACAAAUCCACAGGAAGAUGUGGAUGUUGCUUUGACUUGUAAUAAUAUAAGUGAUGAUAAGUUAGAUGAUACAUCGAGACUAGAAUUUCGGAUGCAAUAUGACUUGAGUGCUUCUCUUAGUGUUUCCGAGCAUUAUGAAGUACACAACUUAGAUUUGGUUUUUAGCAACAACAAUUUAGUAAAAGCUGACAAGUGCUGUGUGCAAAGCAAGGAAACCUAUUCAAAUCAAAUGGUAAGGAGUGAGAGCAGGGAAGAUCUGGAAUUGACCUUUAAUGAUGAAUAUGUCUUGAAUGGCUGUUUAGCACUUUCUGAACUGAAGCCGCAGACCAAGGAAGGAACAAGAGAGCACAGCGUGCCCUUUCUGACAGGACAAGUAGAGAAAAUGCACAAACAGACUGGAAAUGACUAUCAAAGUGAAGAACUAGUUCUUUCUGUUCAGCUGCAUGAUGAGCAUCACACAAUUCCCAGUUUGAAUGCGAAUGGAAUGGAUGUUACAGAUGACUGCAACUUGGAACAUUCAAAUGGCAAUGUAUCUCAGGUAUCGAGGGCUGAAGCUAUCCCUAUUAAUAUACCUGGGCUGCACAUGGAAGGCAGAGGAGAUGCUAUACAAGAGUCAGGCUCCUUACCUAAUUUGAAAAACCAUUUCUUGGAUAUAGAAAAGGUAGAUACUGAUCGUGUAUAUAGUCGGUCCCUAGAUUUUAAUCCUGACUGCUUAAAACAAGAAAUAAGUUGUGAGAACCAUUUCCCUAAUUUCGAAAAUAUAGAAUCAAGAACUUUUGAGAAAGAAACAGUACAUGGCUGGGCCACAACAGAAGCUUCUACUGAAAGUUUGAAAAAUUGGAAUAUAACAGAGACUGCAACUGCAAGGGUUCAACCUAUUACUGGUGUUGAACUUUCUCUUUGUAGGCACCUACUCUUUGAAGGAAUGGGAAGCGAUGCUGCAUCUCAGGCUUUUGAUUCUUUCCGGGUGUCAGCGGAGCAGUUUCAUAAUUCAGGUCCAGCCAUUACAAAGAAUGAAAACCUUGUUGUGAAAAUUGGAGGUCAUUAUUUCCCUUGGGAUGCAGCUGCACCCAUAAUUUUAGAAAUGGUUUCUUUUGGUCUGGAAGGCCCAGUUCAAUCAAAGGGUGCUAUACAUGUUGAGCGAGUAGAAAAAGCAUUAGAAAAGUAUGCAUCUGACUCUUUUGUUUCACCUCGUGGUGGUUGGAAAAUCUUGCAUUCUCUGUUCCGGAGAAGUAAGGUUCCUCAAAGAAGCUUCUCUGCCCAGACAAUACCAAGAAAUGAUUUGCUUGGUGAGUCUCAAGUUGCUUUGCAAGAUUCCUUUGAUGGGUCAUUGAAUGACUAUUAUAGGAAAACUGGUAAAAGAAAAAUGCGGUCAAAUACUCCAACAUCAGAACAAUUGGCAUCCUUGAACCUUAAAGAAGGACAGAACAUAAUCACCUUUACAUUUUCAACAAGAGUGCUCGGCAAGCAACAGGUGGAUGCUCGAAUUUAUUUAUGGAAGUGGAAUACACGAAUAGUUGUUUCAGACGUUGAUGGCACUAUUACCAAAUCUGAUGUGCUUGGUCAGUUCAUGCCUUUGGUGGGAAAGGAUUGGACACAAUCAGGUGUAGCUCAUCUUUUCUCAGCUAUCAAGGAUAAUGGAUAUCAGUUGCUGUUCCUUAGUGCUCGUGCAAUAGCUCAGGCAUACCUCACAAGGCAGUUUCUUCUCAAUAUUAAGCAGGAUGGUAAGGCCUUACCUGAUGGUCCUAUAGUGAUCUCUCCAGAUGGACUAUUCCCAUCUUUGUAUCGAGAAGUGAUACGAAGAGCUCCUCAUGAGUUCAAGAUUGCAUGCCUUGAGGAUAUCAGAAGAUUAUUUCCACUUGACAGCAAUCCAUUUUAUGCAGGAUUUGGAAACAGAGAUACAGAUGAAAUUAGUUAUCUAAAAGUCGGAAUACCAAAAGGCAAAAUUUUUAUCAUUAACUCAAAGGGUGAGAUUGCUGUGAACCAUCGUGUAGACACAAAGUCAUACACAUCACUUCAUACACUUGUCAAUGGCAUGUUCCCAGCCAUGUCAUCAUCGGAACAGGAGGACUUCAAUUCAUGGAAUUACUGGAAAACUCCUCUCCCUGACAUUGAUGUUUAGUUAAUUGAGAAUGAUUGAAAAGGGCAAACGAAAGGCCUCUUAGAAUAACUGGAAAUUGCCUCUCCUUAGCAAUGUAUUUUUUUCGGCCAGUUUCUGCCAGCAUUUGUUUAAGGAACUCAAGAAAACUUUGCCAGCACAGCAAUUACAUGAUAUUGGGUAGGCUUUUUCCUCAAUGCAUGAGAAGCAGAGAUCACCACGUGUAAAAAUUCCUGACGACACUGGUCCUACACUGUUCCUUGUUUUUCUAUCUUAAAACACCUAACAGAAGUUGAUAGAACAGUUGGCCAUCAAGGAGCAGUGGUUAUAAGAGAAGUUCAAGUAUUGUGUACUUCAUUAUUUUGGAAAUUGUGAUCCUGUACAGCUUGACUACUUGAGUAAAGUGGUCUUCUAGAAAUGUAAGAAUGUGUGUUGCAUGCACACAUGAAACAUCUACAGCUUAUUUAUUUAGACCUAGGGGCCAUUUCAAUUUCACUCCUAAUGUGUCUCAUCCGGUUCAUUCUUUCCAAGCAACCAAUGGAUGUAUAUGUUCUCAUUCAAUUUAAUGUAAAUGGAUGCCUCCAAUUUGGUGUCUUUCAGAGAGCAUGUGUUCAUCCUGAUAUGUUCUCAUUCAAUUUAAUGUAAAUGGAUGCCUCCAAUUUGGAAUCACUUUGCCCUCUUCCUGCUUUGGAAUAAAAUAUAAUGGCAUCGUAAAUUAUUGCAUCA